Rhopalosiphum padi (bird cherry-oat aphid) is the source of this 1835-nucleotide messenger RNA. Its product is annotated as multiple inositol polyphosphate phosphatase 1-like. The transcript has 10 exons. The record is from RefSeq and is a predicted model, not a curated record. NCBI's taxonomy places the organism in Eukaryota, Metazoa, Arthropoda, Insecta, Hemiptera, Aphididae. The coding region runs from base 275 to 1579 and encodes 434 amino acids. Gene Ontology annotation, molecular function: inositol phosphate phosphatase activity; acid phosphatase activity.
GCAAAUAUUUAUUAUUAUUUACAUAAAAUAAUAUUAUCUACAAUUCUAAAUAAAUUAUGCAGUAUGUGAGUUACGUAGGUGGUAAGAAGGAACUGUGUAGUAAAACUAAUGUCUAUAUAAUUAUAGCAGUAAUAAUGUGUUAAAAUAUGUUACACUGUCUUGUGCUGUAACUUACUCAUUUGACUGUUGCGAAAGGUAUGAUUGUGUGCUGUGGAAUAUUAAGUCUUACAUUUGUCAUUUAGUCGGCUAGACACCUGUGGAUAUUGUUCACACCAUGUUAGUUUUAGCCAUAACAGCAUUGUGCAGUUUGAUUGGCCAUAUACAAAGUGAAAACCAGUGUAAUGGUUUGUACAGUAAUUAUUUUGAUCAUUUGUCAUCAAAAACCCCAUACAGAUUUGUGGCCAACCAUAAUACAGAACCGUACAACUUUGAAGGUUGUAUAGCAUGGAAAAUUUGGCUAGUUCAAAGGCACGGUACAAGGACACCUGGUAAGGAAUUAGAUCAGUUUGUCAAAAACAGAUUACCUGAAAUUCAUAAAGACAUCGUAAACAAUUUGAUUGAGUGCAAACUAUGCAAUGAAGAUGAAAUAAAGUCAUGGACUUCCCAUAAAGAAAUAGAUGAUCAAAAGCGAUUAACCAAAGAAGGAGAGGAUGAACUUUUUGCAAUUGCCGAACGUAUGCAACUUAGAUUCCCCAAUUUAUUGAAUCAACCAUAUGAAAAUACUAACUUUUUAUUUAGAUUUACUGAUACUCAAAGGACUAAAGUAAGUGCUGAACAAUUUGCAACGGGGUUGUUUGGACGCAAUGAGGUUAAGAAAGUAUUAUUUGAAAAACCAUUAGCUAAAGAUCCAUUAUUAAGAUUUUAUAAAGUUUGCCAAAAAUGGAGAAAGAACGUUAAAAAAUCCUCUACAGCAUCAGUCGAAUACCAGCAGUUUAUAGAAAGUCAAUUAACUAACAACACUUUAAAAAGUUUAUCUUCGAGACUUGGACUUGAUUACACAUUAACAUUUAAUGAUGCCAAGAAUAUGUAUACAUACUGUGCUUUUGAAACAGCUUGGGAGAAAAAUAAAGUUUCACCAUGGUGUUCAAUUUUUAAUAAAUCUGAUUUAAUGGUUUUUGAAUAUAGUGAAGAUUUGAAGCACUAUUUGAUAGAUGGUUAUGCUUACGAGUUAUCAUACAAACAAGCAUGUGUCUUAUUAAAAGAUGCAAUUAAUUAUUUUGAUGAUCAACAUUUAACUAGCAAAAAUGGUAUUUUCUAUUUUACCCAUUCAGGAACAAUUUUAAAAAUGCUUGGUUUGUUAGGUCUUUAUAAAGAUGACCAUAAAUUAAAACAUGACAACUAUAUUGAAAUGGAGAAUCGGCAGUGGAGAACUUCAAAAAUUGAUCCUUUUGGUUCAAAUAUUGCAUUUGUUUUAUACAAGUGUAAUAAUAAUGAAACUAAGAUAUUAACAUUACACCAAGAAAGAGUUGUUCAUCUUAAUGGUUGCGAGGAUGGCCUUUGUUCUUAUGACAAAUUUAAACAACUAUUUUCAACCGAAAUUCAAAACUGUGAUUUUGAUGAAAUGUGUAAUAUUGACUAAAUUGUUUAAUAUUUAAGCUUACAGAAACUUAUUUUAUUUAUUUUAUGUAAAUGGCAAUUAUUAUUUUUUAGUUAUAAGUCAUUUUAAAUUAAUUAACUAUAUCGCAACAAAAUGAUAUUACCAAUUAUUUUGUAAGGAUACAAAGUUUUCAAAACGAAUUUACAAUUUUAUUUUUUGUAUCUCCGUGUGAAUUAUUAUUGUAUUAUAUUUUAACUACUGUUGAAAUGUACUGAAAAUAAAUCAUAAUUAUUUUAAA